Molecule: messenger RNA, 1722 nt
Organism: Suricata suricatta (meerkat)
Lineage: Eukaryota; Metazoa; Chordata; Mammalia; Carnivora; Herpestidae
Gene: ZNF285
Product: zinc finger protein 285
Biological process (GO): negative regulation of transcription by RNA polymerase II
Molecular function (GO): DNA-binding transcription repressor activity, RNA polymerase II-specific
Source: RefSeq, a predicted model, not a curated record
AUGGGAGUUGUUAACCAGGAAACCGUGACCUUCAAGGAUGUGGCUGUGGUCUUCACUGAGGAAGAGCUGGCGCUAUUGGACAAGACCCAGAUACACUUGCACCAGGACGUGAUGCGGGAGAACUUUAGGAACCUUGUCUCAGUGGGAAACAGGAUUAAAAACAACAUUUCAUAACUUCCAGGAAAAGGGUCGAGUUAUCUCUGGCAAGGAGUGCUCUACUGCCGGCAGAUUUGGAAACAAAGGCUCAGUGAAUUCACUGGGAGCCGGGAGUAUGUCGUGAAUCAUCAAGGGGAUUGUCCCCAGUAUUUAGAAGGAGAUGUUUCCUGCGAAGAGUGGGCCCGAGUGUCUCUUCAGAUUUCUGAAAAUGAGAACUAUGUAAUAAAGGCCACUAAUCUAGAAAAUCAAGAUGGCACCGCGUGGAAAGGCCUGACACAAGUCCUUACACUCGAGUGUUGGAAGGGAGCCCACAUAGUGACUGAGCCCGAGUUCUCGAACCGUAUGAGAAUUCACAUGGAACAGAAACCAUAUGGAGGUGCUCAGUGUGAUGACGGCGUCAGUCAGACGUCAUGUGAAAAUGGAGAUUCCCAAGAACGUAGAAGAUACACUCACUGUGGGAAACACUUUGCGAAGUCAACAGUCAAAUGACAUAAAACGGUCCCUGUGGUACCACAACCUGUCAAAUGUAAUGACUGUGAAGUGGGCCACGUAGAUGUUGCAGACCCUCCUGUCCAUCCCAGUGCCCACAGAGAGCAGUCUUGUAGACGUGACCAGUGUGGACGGGACUUCGGUCAGAGCUCGGACCUGAUGGUUCAUGAUAAAACUCAUUCAGAUGAGAAAGCUUAUGAAUAUCAAAAGUAGGCUGAGGGCUGUCAGCAGAGCUCAGACCCUCCUAGAUACCAGAAGGACCCCUUGGGAGACAAACCCUACAAAUGUCCCGAAUAUGGCUAGGUUUUCAGUACAACUUGUCUUCUCAAUCAUCACCGAGUCCACACGGGCAGAUGUGGUGUGUGUGGGAAGGGGUUUGGAUUUAGGUCACUUCUGUGUAUUCAUCAGGGAGUGCACACAGGGAAAAAGCCCUACAAAUGUGAGGAGUGUGGGUAGGGCUUUGAUCAGAGCUCCAAUCUUACUGUCCCCCAGAGAGUCCGUGCUGGAGAGAAGCCCUACAAAUGCGGUGAGUGCAGCAAAUGCUUCAGUUCAAGCUCUGUUCUUCAAGUCCACGGGAGGCUGCACUCGGGGGAGAGGCCUUACCGGUGUGGCGAGUGUGGAAAGGGCUUCAGCCAAAGCACACACCUUCACAUUCACCAGCGAGUCCACACCGGGGCGAAGCCCUGCACGUGCAAUGUGUGCGGAAAGGCUUUUGCAUACAGCGCAGUUCUUCACACUCAUCAGAGGGCUCACACGGGAGAAAAGCCUUACACACGUGACGUGUGCAGUAAGGGCUUCAGUUACAGCUCAUACUUUCACUUACAUCAAAGAGAUCGGACCAGAGAGAAACCAUAUAAAUGCCAUGAGUGUGGGAAGGGCUUCAGUGGGAGUUCAGAUCUCAUGCACGUCUGAGUCCACACAGGAGAGAGGCCCUGUAAGUGUAAAGAAUGUGGGAAGGGCUUCAGUGGUAACGCAUGCCAUCUUGCUCCCCAGAGAGCGCGGGAGUUAGCGGCCAUUAUCCCCCAGGUAGUAGUGAGAGUUGACUCCCGACAGCGACCCUAUGCCUCCUUAGAAUAG